Mycetomoellerius zeteki is the source of this 1693-nucleotide messenger RNA. RefSeq names its product WD repeat domain 74 lethal (2) k09848. The coding region runs from base 326 to 1318 and encodes 330 amino acids. NCBI's taxonomy places the organism in Eukaryota, Metazoa, Arthropoda, Insecta, Hymenoptera, Formicidae. Gene Ontology annotation, cellular component: preribosome, large subunit precursor; nucleolus. The transcript has 7 exons. Gene Ontology annotation, biological process: ribosomal large subunit biogenesis. Gene Ontology annotation, molecular function: protein binding. The record is from RefSeq and is a predicted model, not a curated record.
GGGUUCGCGUGCUUCUGACAGUUUUGACACUUCAGACACGUCAUCCUGUCUUGGCUUGACUGCGUAGUUUUGCAUCUUGUAGUAAUAUUUUCAUCUACGUUAACUAUAAUAUAAUCACCGGUGAAGAAGACGGGGCUAAAUAAGAGAGAAAGAAGCUCGGAAAGAAGAUUUUUCCUUUGGGACGCAGUGGAUGUGCGUGCUCCAGGUGGCUCCAAUGUUUCCACGUGUUUCUUAAAUCUUCGAGAAACACGUGCUCGGGUAAUACACGUGUUCGUGUGAAUUUGGUCGUGCGAUAAAAAAAAAAACAAUCAGCGAUUCGUUAAACAUGAGUCAUGCGAAGUUCGAUGUUUUCGUGGGUACAAAGUCUGGCCUCAUCAAAGGAUUGAAAAUCGGACGAGUAAAGAAGGAGAACAAAAUAAAAAAUUUGCAGAAAGUAUCCCUUAUUACAGAAAAUGAUAAAGUGACUAGGAUUGCAUGGGAUGACAACAAUGAACAAGAGAUUUUGGUUGCAUGCAGUGCUUACAAAGAUAACAAAGUAAAGAUCUUUGAUGCAGAGAGUGCAGUACUCAAAGAUUGGUUUUCUUGUAACAUAGGCAUAGGUAAUAUCAGUGGAGUAUCACGAUGUGGCAGGUCUAUUUUGACAUCGGUCAAAAGCGGGGAAAUAUGCUUGUGGACUGACGGAAAAGGAGAGUUAUUGAUAAAAACCGAUGAUAACUUGAACAGAAUGUGCCACUCGCGUGAGCACACCAAUUUGAUAGCAACCGGAGGAGAGGAAAAUAAGUUGAGAAUGUACGAUCUAGAGAUGCAAAAACAGAUAUUCUCUGCAAAGGAUCUCCCGCACGACUGGCUGCGCUUACGCAGAUGUAUUCCAAUAUCAGACAUAAGUUUCUUACCAGGAAACCAACUAGUCACAGUCGGUAAAUAUGGGAAUAUACAUCUGUAUGAUCCCUGUCGCCAAAGACGUCCUGUAAUCGAUAUGACGGUAAAAGAUGAAGCUUGGACCUGCUUGGAUGUCACGCCGAAAGAAAAACAUAUCAUAGUGGGCUCAACUAAAGGUAAGCUGAAUCUCAUCGAUCUAAGACAACCGGGCACUGUGCUAAACACGUACAAAGGAUUUAUCGGUGGUGUAACCGGAGUGGCUUGUAGUAAAAUCAAUCCGUACGUCGCCAGUGUCAGCCUCGACAGACAUCUGCGGAUACACCAUAUUCAUACAAAAGAAUGUCUCAAAUGCAUUUAUUUAACAUCGAAAUUAUCGUGUUUAGUAAUGAGAUCGGAUAUCUGUAUAGAAAUAGGAUACGAGGAUGGCACAGAAAAUUAACCCUCAACUACAGCAAUAGGUCAUUUGAAUCCGAAACAAGCAAUUUUGACUGUUUGUACGAUCUGUACAAACGAUUGGUACUAUUGGUACGAUUGGUACUGUAUGAAGUUCUAAAUUGUAAAAAAGCUUUGAACCUUCCUUUGUCAAUCGCUGUAAAGAGCGAAGAUUCACUUGUUUACUUUAAAUAGGACGCUUUAGAACUUAUAAAAAAACCUAUAGAAGUGUCUUCCUCUGAUGAGCUUGAAUAUGUUGUAUUCUAGAAAAAAAUAAGGAACCUGUAUUUUUUUUUAUAAAAGUCCAAUCGGAUUUUUACGAGAUGCACCCUUUGAACAAAAUUGGUUAUUAUUUUUUUAAGCAAAUAUCGUUGAAAGAGAU